Pecten maximus is the source of this 634-nucleotide messenger RNA. RefSeq names its product sulfotransferase 4A1-like. The transcript has 3 exons. Gene Ontology annotation, molecular function: sulfotransferase activity. The record is from RefSeq and is a predicted model, not a curated record. NCBI's taxonomy places the organism in Eukaryota, Metazoa, Mollusca, Bivalvia, Pectinida, Pectinidae. Gene Ontology annotation, biological process: sulfation. The coding region runs from base 70 to 579 and encodes 169 amino acids. Gene Ontology annotation, cellular component: cytoplasm.
ACUUUGCAUGAUGACAAAGGAAACAGCAUAAGUUUUAAACAGUACAAGGGAAGGAGGUUUCAUCCGGAAAUGGUAGGAAAUAUUGGAGAGACUCUUGAUAAAAUAUCAACAUUAAACUUUCGAGAUGGUGAUGUGCUUGUUUGCUCCUAUCCUAAAUCAGGCUGCCACUGGGUAUACAACAUGAUCCAUAUGAUUCGACACAAAUCCCUCGAGUACUUUGGAUCCCCGUUUCUACUCGAGUUUGACGAUUUGACACAGAUGAAUGAAUUUCACACGACUGGAAUUUAUGCUACACAUUUGGCUUAUCCAUUCAUUCCAGAACGUGCCAAGCAGGGUGACGUCAAAUUGGUCAAUAUUCUGAGAAAUCCAAAGGACGUGUUCUGUUCGCUGUAUGAAUACCAAUCGAAUCUUCAGAACAGAUUAUUUAAAGGCGACUUCGAAGGAUGUCUUCAAUAUUUCCUGUCAGAUGGAAGUGUCUCCUUGACAACCGACCUAAUAUUACCCUGGCUGAUGGAGUUGUGUGUCUCGGGUUCCAACCGCGUGUUUCGUAAGAGCGGCUUAACAUGGCAUUUAAUCUGAUGAAUUGUACAAAUAUAACAGCAAUAUGGUCUCUCUAUUACAAAAUGAGAGUUAG